Molecule: messenger RNA, 2268 nt
Organism: Sesamum indicum (sesame)
Lineage: Eukaryota; Viridiplantae; Streptophyta; Magnoliopsida; Lamiales; Pedaliaceae
Product: Pentatricopeptide repeat (PPR) superfamily protein
Biological process (GO): RNA splicing
Molecular function (GO): protein binding
Source: RefSeq, a predicted model, not a curated record
AUUUGUUUGGGCCAUUUAGCUCACAGUCUACAGUUCCCAUUCUCUCUUCCCCCUUCCAAAACCCUAACUUGAGAAAUAUCGAAAUCUCAAAACCCCCUGACACUGAGCUCUCUCUUCUUCUCCACUCUGAAGGAAAAAAGCAGCUCGAAAUCAUGAGAAAUCAACUGCUGCGGUUGCUUCUCCUGCGGUCUCACCCUUCAUCUCAGCCCCGCAUUUCUCAGGUACACCAUCUUUGCUCCUUCACUUCCCCACUUCUCCACCCGCGCGCACCUAGCGUGACUCUUGAACCCUUUGCCUUACCUCGUCAUUUUGCGUCGUCGCCUGAGCUCGCCGUUGAGCCGCCCAAACCCCCAUCCGAUCAAGCUAUCUUUUUUCGUGAUAUUUUUGCUGAACCUGGAAAAUCUAAUGACGAGAUUAAGCUGGAUUUAGAUCGUAAGAAUAUUGUUGUUACUCAUGAUUUGAUUUUGAGUGUUUUGAAAAAUUCCGAUACUGCACCUGAUGUUGCUAAGCGGAUUUUUGAUUGGGUUUUGGAGAGUCAAGGCGAGAAAUUGAGUUCCAAGUCUUAUAAUUUGAUGCUUGGUAUUUUGGGCGGUAAUGGGUUUGUGAAGGAGACUUGGGAUAUGAUUGCGAUUAUGAAAAAGAAAGGAUAUGGUGUGUUGAAGGGUGCAUUUACUAGAAUAUCUGAGAAGUUCGAGAAAGAUGGAUUGACUGAUGAUGUUGAGAAGCUGAAGGAUUUAUAUGCUCGGGGCUCGGCGAGUUGUGAGAAAAAUUAUGCAAGUGGGGAGAAUGGCUUUGAAGAGGUCUGUUCUAAGGUUAGUAAAAUCAUUAGGAGAGAAGUAUGGGGAGAGGAUGUGGAGAAACAGUUGCAGGAAUUGGAUGUUGAGUUCUCUAGUGAUCUGGUUGCAAGGGUGUUGGAGAAUCUUGAAAUGGAGCCCAAUAAAGCACUGAUUUUCUUUAGGUGGGUUCAGGAGAGUGGUUCAUUUAAGCAUGAUCAGCGAUCUUUUAAUGCAAUAGCCAGAGUGUUGAGUAAAGAGGAGCACACUCAGAAGUUUUGGAGGGUUGUUAAUGAAAUGAGAAGUGAAGGGCAUGAUAUGGAGAGAGAGACCUACAUUAACAUUUUGGAGCGGUUUGUUAAGCGGAAAAUGCUUCAGGACGCUGUGGAUUUGUAUGAAUUUUCCAUGCUUGGUGGAAAUAAGCCUUCAGUGCUGGACUGCACCUUCCUUCUGAAGAAAAUAGUGGUUGGCAAGGAGCUGGACAUGGACUUGUUUUUUAAAGUUAUGCAGGUCUUUAAGGCCAAUGGAAAUGUAUUGACUAAUGCUAACCUUGAUGCCAUUAUCAAGUCUUUAACUAGUGUUGGGAGGAUGACAGAGUGCAAUAGAAUAUUGGCAGCAAUGGAGGAGGCUGGUUAUGUACCUACUGGUUCUUCACGAAGUAAUAUUGCCUUUAAGCUUAGUAGAGGUGGAAAAACAAAGGAGGCAACAGAGUUAAUGGAAAAGAUGGUGGCUUCUGAGCAUAGUUCAGAUUACAGCACUUGGAUGUCUUUAAUUAAAGGAUAUUGUGUGGCUCGUGAUCUGGAUGAAGCCUGUAAUAGUUUCAAAGAGAUGGUUGACAAAGAAGGGGCAUCUUCUGCUGGGCCUGCUUUAGAUUUGUUGGUUGGUACAUAUUGUCGGAAAAACAGACCAUUGGAUGCAUACAACUUUCUUGUGGAGAUGGUCACUGGUAGAGGCUUAAGUCCUUGGCACACCACUUACAAAGCAUUGACAAGCAAGCUGUUAGCAAAAAAACAUUUCAAACAAGCACUAGGUGUUAUGGAUAUGAUGAAGGACCAAGGUUACCCUCCAGACUUGGAUUCCUUUGUUGGGUAUCUCUCAAGAACUGGUUGUGUUGAAGAUGCUGUUAUAUUUUCACAAACAAUGACAUCGAAAAGAUUUCCAGCAACAUCCGUGUUUCUCCGGUUGUUUGAGGCAUAUCUUAAAGCUGGAAGGCGAACUGAGGCCCAGGACUUUCUCUCAAGAUGCCCAAGAUACAUCAGAAAUCAUGCAGAUGUUUUGAAUCUAUUUUGUUCCACACAAUCUGGUGUAACCAGGACUGCAGCUGUUGCUGUGUAGUUUUAGAUAUAAUAUUCUUGUUUCCUGUUGCACCAUAAGUCGAGAAUGUCCUUGAAUCUUUUUGUUUCUCUUGCCUCCAUCGCAAUUUGCCACUUUAUUUAUUUUGGAGCAUGCUUGAGUUUUGACAUGAUUAUCAAUAAAGUUGCACAAAUUCUCCUUA